GUUUCAUUGUAGACUUCGAAGACUAUCCAAUGAUGGAGAAGUUAGGAAGGAAAAUGGUUCAACAUUGCGGGGGCUUGCCACUAGCCGUUGUAGAACUCGGAGGACUUCUAGGAAAAAAGAAGACCUUGAAUGAGUGGCAGACAAUUUAUCAAAAAUAUCGAAAGAGAGAGUUCCGGAUCGGUGGAUAUGGUAAUUUUUUAUUGGAUGUGUUAGCUCUAAGUUACCAAGAUUUAUCAUAUCAGCUAAAGACAUGUUUUCUUUGUCUGGGCAUUUAUGCAAAUGAACUUGACAUAGAAGUAGACAUACUAUAUCAAUUGUGGAUGGCUGAAGGCAUCAUAUCCCGUGAGGAAAGAGGAGAAGAAGAAACAAUGAUGGAUGUUGCAGAACGUUAUUUGGGUGUAUUAGCAGAGAGGUGUAUGGUUCAAGUGGAAUUUAAGGAGAAGGUUGAGUAUUCAACAAUUACAGAAAGCAAAAGGUUUAAAAGUUGUCGACUUCAUGGCCUCAUGCUAGAUUUAUGUAUGUUAAAAGUACGGGAGGAAAGCUUUUUUAAAACCAUUGAUUAUAGGGGCAUGCAUAAUCAAGAAGUGCAUCCAUCUUUUUCAUCCUUGGCAACAUCAACUGAUGGUAGCAAUAGCAAUAAAAUCGCAGACUUGCUAUCUAUCUAGAUGAGAAUAGUGACCUUCCCCUCUUCGACUUCAAACAAGAAGAAAUAGCUCGACCUAUUCGGGCAAUUUUAUUCUUCAUCUGUAGCUACAUUAACUAUCCAUUUGGAGAACAAUUGAUCCAUUUGUGCAAAAAUUCCAAAUGUCUCAGAGUGAUACAUUUCCAUGGAAAAAAAUCAGGCGACUUUACUGAUGGAAAACCAAAAGAGUUACCAAAAGAAAUAGGAAACCUAAUCUUUUUGCGGUAU
Messenger RNA from Camellia sinensis, 910 nucleotides. NCBI's taxonomy places the organism in Eukaryota, Viridiplantae, Streptophyta, Magnoliopsida, Ericales, Theaceae. The record is from RefSeq and is a predicted model, not a curated record.